Linnemannia hyalina is the source of this 1236-nucleotide messenger RNA. The record is from the annotation of a GenBank genome assembly. NCBI's taxonomy places the organism in Eukaryota, Fungi, Mortierellomycota, Mortierellomycetes, Mortierellales, Mortierellaceae.
AUGAAGGCCUUCACCUCUUCGUCAGAAUCCGAUCAGGAUAUGCAGGCAUCGCGUCCUUACGAGUGCCACCUUUGCGACAAAUCCUUCUUCCGCCUUGAGCACCAAACCCGCCACAUCCGCACCCACACCGGCGAGAAGCCCCACCCUUGCGACUUCCCCAACUGCGACAAGCGCUUCUCGCGCUCAGACGAACUCACCCGCCACAUGAAGGCCCACACGUCGGCAUGCAAGAACGGCAAUGCCGAUCUCCUCUCGACCUCCCCUCAUCACUAUGCUACCUACCAGGACUACCUUCAGGCCCAAGAAUCUGCCGAAUGGGCUCGCAAGCAUAUCUGCCCCGUCCCCAACUGCUUCAAGUCUUUCACCCGAUCUGGCCAUUUGGCCCGCCACAUUCGCUCCCAUACCUCUGAAAAGCUGUUUGUCUGCCCCGUCGACAACUGCGGUCUGGGCUUUACUCGAUCCGAUGCCCUUCGCGAGCACUCCCGAACCCAUUUCGCACGCUCUCGCAGCCGCAAGUCCUCAGCCGAGGUGGGCCAAGACAUUCACGACAAGACCACCAGCACAAGCACCAGCUGUAGCAGCAGUAACAACAACAGCGUGUCUCAUUCGCCUGCGUCGACUGUCCGCUCCUCAAUGUCGCCCUACCCAAUGUCUCCCUCAAUGUCAGAGUCGGACGAGCCACAGGAGUACCCCUCGUGGGCCAGGAUGACCCCCAUCCAUCCCACCACUGCUCCUGCCGUCGACAUGGAACACCAGCAGCAACAGCAUCACAUUCAGCAACAGCAAUACCACCAGCAUAACCCGAGCCAGCAAUAUGCCCAAGAGUACCUCGGACCCAUUUCAAGCAAGGGACAUCCCACGAGUGAGACGCUCCACACUCCUCCUUACUCGCCUCCCAUGUCUCCCCGCUAUGGCAGCUCAAGCGCGACCCGCUACUCGGUUGCACCCUACCCUCAGUUCAAGGCACACAACUCUGGAUACCCUUCGUCGAUGAUGGAGAGCAGCUACCACCCCCAUCGCCAGCCUGGUCACCAGUACCCCUCGACCUCCUCGGCCGGUCCCUACGGAUACAACCACCACGCCCAGGGUAGCCACGAGCGCAUCCCUCUGCCCUUGCCCUCGAUCUCUGGCAACAGCAACCACGGCCACAACAGCAACCACGGCGGCAGCAGCAACAGCAACAAUGGAUCAGACUUCAAGCUGCCCCCCAUCUCAUCCCUCCUUCCUUCUUUCUAA